Ceratina calcarata is the source of this 4199-nucleotide messenger RNA. It is a transcript of the gene Cht7, whose product is annotated as chitinase 7. Gene Ontology annotation, cellular component: extracellular region. Gene Ontology annotation, biological process: chitin catabolic process; carbohydrate metabolic process. The transcript is spliced from 16 exons. Bases 1190 to 4099 code for a protein of 969 amino acids. Gene Ontology annotation, molecular function: chitin binding; chitinase activity. The record is from RefSeq and is a predicted model, not a curated record. Lineage: Eukaryota; Metazoa; Arthropoda; Insecta; Hymenoptera; Apidae.
AUAGCGAUAUCACGGAAUUGAACGUUUCGAUUAACACGAAAGUCUCGUCAGCUGUGCACACAGAAUUCAAUCCCAUCCACAGUUCUGCUCUAAUCGUCGAAGCAUUAUAAAAAAUAUUUUAUUACGAUCGUAGAAUUGAAUGACGAACGACAGGCUGUUUACCUGUCUCGAGCAAAAUUUUAUCGAUAUGAAUGAAAGGCAAAGCUCGACAAGUUGCGUUCGGUUUAAAAGAUUCCCGACGUGGCAUAGGUUGGGAAACGCUGUUCUAGUUGGCCGAUGUGGAUCACUGGAUCUCCGUUUCACUCUCGCGUUCCCAUUUUACACGAUUCCGAGCGGCCGGUUGGACUCUCGUCGCCCCGUGUCAAUGCGCUACCAGCAAACCGGCUGUCAACCUGGUCUAACAAUUCCAUAUUCCUGUUAAAACGUACUUUUACUCUUUCGAUCGUCGAACGUUCGCGUAACAUCAAAUUACUACGAACGGAUUUAAAUCUGAACGAGCUCGGAAGGGUGAAGAACCGGCGGUCUUCCGGAUAUAAUUGUAGCCACGCGCGUAUAAACGGCGUAGCUACUUAUAAUCACUCACUAUACACAAAAUGAAAGGUGAGUUUAAUUGCAAGAGAGAGGAGAUGCAGACUUCGUCUACGACCAUCGAGAUGAAUAAUCUAUCAUUUUCAAUGUAUCGAGAACAGAAAUAAAAUUCGUAUAAUCGAACGAAUCGAGGUAAUCCGACAGGAUCUAGGAAAAAUCUCUGAUGGAAUUUAUAAUACUUAGAAUCGGUUGUUUUAGCGUUGUUAUACACAAUACCGGCGGCAAGCUCCGCGGUACAGACUGUAGGAACAGACGGCAAAAUAGAGUGAGAGGCGAAGGCGGGGGAGGGAGAGGGAGAGAGAGUGACAGCGGUCUCUCGUUCACUACGGUCAGUGCUUUCUGAACUGUUGUCAGUGACAGUUGUUCGAUCAUGAGGCGGUGGAUCCUCGAUCACUGAUCGCCAAUUAUUAUAUACACCGUGUUCCAAUAUUUCUUACCUCUUUCGUUCGUACCCUUACGGUUCGCUGACAGUGAGACGGGCACGCGCUGAACUCCUGGUUACCACCUUUACAGCUCGCGUUUGUUACUCCCGUCGCCGUACCCCAUCAAUCUUGGUGCUACUUUCUACGUUACUCGAUCCGCUGGGAAAAACUGGACAACCAUGGGGUCGACUACUAGGACGGCCUGUUGGUUGCUGCUCAUAUGCCUCAUCGUGAUUCUCGGUACUGUCGACAACGCGGAAGGCACGAAAAGGAGGUUCCGCAGGCCGGCGACCACUACCCAGCCGAUCACGACCGAUCAGGAAGUCUCGGCCAGCGUGAACAGAUUCAAGGUCACGAGAAAUCGCGUUUCCAAUACGAACAAGAACAAGAAAAACGAAAUUCAGAAUGGCAAGCCGGAGGACUACAAGCUCGUAUGUUACUAUACGAAUUGGUCUCAGUACCGCACGAAAAUUGGUAAAUUCCUACCAGAGGACAUCCAACCCGACCUUUGCACGCAUAUUAUAUUCGCUUUCGGCUGGUUGAAGAAGAACAAGCUGACGAGCUUCGAAUCGAACGACGAGACCAAGGACGGAAAGAUUGGAUUAUACGAACGUAUGAUCGCCUUGAAGAAAGCAAAUCCAUCCUUGAAAGUCUUACUCGCAAUCGGUGGUUGGUCGUUCGGUACUCAGAAGUUUAAGGAUAUGGCGUCGACGAGGUACGCGAGGCAGACCUUCAUUUACAGCGCGAUAUCGUAUCUCCGGGAUCGAGAUUUCGAUGGUCUCGACAUCGACUGGGAGUACCCGAAAGGAGGAGACGAUAAGAAGAAUUACGUUCUUCUGUUGAAAGAGCUUCGAGAAGCCUUCGAAGCAGAGGCUAAAGAGAAAAAGAUGCCCAGACUACUUUUGACAGCAGCUGUACCCGUUGGUCCUGAUAACGUUAAGGGUGGAUACGACGUACCAGCAGUUGCGAGCUAUUUAGAUUUUAUCAACUUGAUGGCGUACGAUUUCCACGGUAAAUGGGAGAGAGAAACUGGGCACAACGCACCGCUGUAUGCUUCUUCGUUGGAUUCUGAAUGGCAGAAACAAUUGAGCGUGGACAACGCCGCGACGAUGUGGGUGCGUUUGGGUGCACCUAAGGAGAAGCUGAUCAUCGGAAUGCCGACGUAUGGCCGAUCGUUCACCCUUUCGAACCCCUCGAACUUCCGUGUCCACUCGGCAGCCAGUGGCGGUGGCAAAGCUGGCGAAUACACCAAGGAAUCCGGAUUUCUUGCUUAUUACGAGAUAUGCGAGAUGCUGCAAAACGGCGCGAUUUAUAUCUGGGACGACGAGAUGAAGGUGCCGUAUUUGGUGCACAACGACCAGUGGGUGGGCUUCGACGACGAGAAAUCCAUCAGGGGUAAGAUGGAUUGGCUGAAGAACAAGGGUUACGGCGGUGCCAUGGUAUGGACCGUGGACAUGGACGAUUUCAACGGGACGGUUUGCGCCGGGAACGUUAGGUACCCGUUGAUAGGAGCGAUGAGGGAAGAAUUGUUGGGUAUCUCGAGGGGACCCAAUGCCAAAGACGUCGAUUGGACCGCGGUAGCCAGUACAGUGACCGAAGCUAUGCUGAAGAAGCCGGAAGCUUACAAAGUUCCAGUUACCGAAGUCAUCGGGAAAGUGAAAAAACUCCAAAAAUCCACCACGCCCAUCAUCAAUCUUCCUACUACUGAAAGAUCAGCUCAGUCGAUGUGUUACUUGACGAACUGGUCGCACCGAAGGGCAGGUGCUGGGAAGUUCGUACCGGAGGACAUCGACCCGACUCUCUGCACCCACGUGGUCUACGCGUUCGCCACUUUGAAGAAUCACUUGCUGACGGCGGAAAACGAAAAGGAUAAGGAAAUGUACGAACGUCUGAUCGCUCUUCGCGAUAAGAAUCCAGACAUCAAGAUACUGUUGGCGAUCGGUGGUUGGGCUUUCGGAUCGACUCCGUUUAAAGAAUUGACCAGCAAUACAUUCCGCAUGAAUCAAUUCGUUUACGAGGCGAUCGAAUUCCUCAGAGAAUACAAAUUCGACGGUUUGGACGUCGACUGGGAAUAUCCAAGAGGCAGCGACGACCGAGCAGCCUAUGUUAAUCUCUUGAAAGAGCUUCGACUUGCCUUUGAAGGCGAGGCGAACACUUCCGGUCUACCGAAAUUAAUUCUGUCUGCCGCUGUACCUGCGAGCUUCGAAGCUAUCGCUGCAGGAUACGACGUUCCCGAGAUAUCCAAGUACCUCGAUUUCAUUAACAUCAUGACGUACGAUUUGCACGGCCAGUGGGAGAGACAAGUCGGCCAUAACAGUCCUCUAUUUCCUUUGGAAAGCGCUACGAGUUACCAGAAAAAAUUAACAGUGGACUACAGUGCGAGAGAGUGGGUGAAGCAAGGCGCGCCGAAGGAGAAAUUAAUGAUCGGUAUGCCGACUUAUGGCAGAUCAUUCACCUUAGUGGACAAGGAAAAGUUUGACAUCGGAGCACCGGCCUCCGGAGGCGGAACACCUGGCAACUAUACUAACGAAUCCGGGUUCCUCUCAUACUACGAGAUUUGCGGUUUCCUGAAUGAAGACAACACGACUCUAGUCUGGGACAGCGAGCAGCAAGUGCCUUUCGCUUAUAAGGAAGAUCAGUGGGUCGGUUUCGACGACGAAAGGAGCCUUAUAAAUAAGAUGCAAUGGCUGAAAGAGGAAGGAUUUGGAGGCGUGAUGAUCUGGUCGGUGGACAUGGACGAUUUCAAUGGACUCUGUGGAGCUGGUAAAUAUCCGUUGAUUAAAGCAAUGAUGAAAGAAUUGCGAGAUUACAAGGUGAAGCUGGAAUACGAUGGACCGUACGAGAAUCAUUUGAGAAACGGGAAGUACGCCACCAAAGAUCCGAACGAAGUGUCCUGCGAGGAGGAAGACAAUCACAUUUCUUACCACCCCGAUAAGAGCGAUUGUACUAUGUAUUACAUGUGCGAGGGCGAAAGGAAACACCAUAUGCCUUGUCCCGUGAAUCUGGUGUUCAACCCGAACGAAAACGUGUGCGAUUGGCCCGAGAACGUAGAGGGAUGCUUACAGCACACGCAAACGCCGCCGGUGUAAACGAGAUUUAUAAGAAGAAAGGGGCAAAACAGUUGCGUGUUUAACUCUUUGGCAGUUUAGUGAGACGCGAUUUAAUUUGACAUAUUUUCAUGGAUAAAAA